AUCCGUCGGGCCAAAGUACAAAAACAUUUUUUUUGUGAAACACAAGGAAAUGGCACUUCACGGUGUGCAUUAUGCUGCAAAUAUGAUAGACCGCAGAUUCCUAAGGCCCUGGGUUUUCUGACCACCCGUCGCCGGCGGCCGGCGACCGACGCGUGUCCGCCGCCGACGACGUUCGGAUGUUUUGUUCGGGAAUGUUUGAGGGUGGUUUCUCUGAAACGCCGCCGGCGGCGGGUAGGUCGACGGGCGAAGGUCACACGCUGCACGCGUCGGUCGCUAUCAUUUUUGUAGAAUAGCGACGGACGGCGUCUUGAUAUUGAAAAUGUCUCAUUUCAAUAAAGACAACGAUGAAUUAUUAAUAAAUCUAAUACGUUGUAAUCCUAUAUUGUUCGACGCGUCUGACAAAGAUUAUAAAAAUAACAAUUUAAAGCACAGAAAAUGGGAAAAUAUUAGUGAAACAAUGAAAAUUCCAGGUGAGUGUUUAUUUACAAUUUUACAUUCUUAUUCUUCGUGCACGACUAAGCCUGUAGUUGUAUUGUCGUUUAAGAAUAUCUACUUGACUUUGGAUUUAAAAAAACGCUGGAAACAUUUAAGAGAUCACUAUAUGAAGAAAAAGAAAGCGGCUUCAGGCACUGGCCAAGCGAAAAAUGAUAAUAACACAUGGGAAUAUAUGUCACAAUUGACUUUUCUGUCACAAGCACCAUCACAGCGACACACGCUUACAAAUGUAGAAUCAGAGGUUCAAAUAAGUGAAGAACAAAACGAGAGUAUAUGUGAAGAAAACACACCUCAAAAUACAUCUCAAGAUAGUGUGUAUCUAGAUCUAGAUAAAAAUAUGAGUGUAGAUUCUCCACAAAAUACUGAUGACUCGUUUGUGGAGCCUACUGUAAAAAAACGUAAAAAAACGAAUGAUUUAGUUUCUCUUUUAAAACACAGGCAAGACGAAAGAGCACGUGUUUUUGAUAAAUUAUUAUCAGACCCAAAAAAGUCUCCUAUACACAAAUUUUUUGAGUCGAUGGCAGAUAUUGUUUGCGAACUUCCACCGCAUCUUAUUGCUGAGGCCCGCUUGAAAGUUUGUCAAAUGGUUAAUGAACUAGAAAUAAAGAAUAGCCAAUCAUUGUCAUUAACACCUAUGCCGUCAAGUUACGAUUCUUCUGAUAGCUGGCCUUAUUAAAUUUAAUAAGUAAAGUAAGGUGAACCUAAUUAUGUAUUAUAAAAAAAUGUUGAUUUUUUGAUUAAGCAAAUAAGAACUGUCUAAGUAUAUGGCUACAUAUUUGUAAACAUUAACUUUUUGUUAAAUUAAUUUUCAAUUACAAAUAAAUGAUUAUUAUUGUUUCGAUUUAUUUUAUUAAAUGUACAUACCUUAUCGACACCGCUAGUUUUUGAGCUGGAGAAAUAGGCACAGGAUAUUUAUUACUUCGCUUCGUAGUAAUAUCACUUUCAAUCAGAUUCAAUACUUUUGCAAACUGUUCUCGAGUUAGUCGAAAAUAAGAUGUAAAUUUUUCUUCAUUGCACAUCAAGUGUUUGAGAACCAGGUUAAAAAAUGCACCUUCAUUUUCCCGAUUUUUAAAUAUAUCGGUUGGCUCUCUUUUAUUUUUUGAUAAUAUUAAUAUUUCAUCGUCUUCUUCUUCUUCUAACAAUAAAAAUGUUAGUAUUUUUCUAUUCAUUUCAUUUAAAGCACAGCACACCAAUUCUCAAAGCGGGCACAAUGCGACUGAGCUCCUUCCCCGACGACGGGUGGCCGCGGGCCAGAAAACCCACGCACCCGCGACCGACGGCGUGUGGCACAGCGUGCGACGCACGUCCAGACGCCGCCGGUCGCGUGUGACGGGCCAGAAAAACCACGGCCUAAGUAAUACUCAAAAGUAAUGAUGGAAACUUGGGUUCUUUUAUAAUGAAACUAACAGCAAAGACUCAGCCGUUUCCCAAAUUUAUGUUUGGUGUAUCUUUUAAGAACACCUGCCCUCUGCUGUGGUGGAAAUUAAUUCCAUCAAAAACAUAAAUGUGAAACGAGAGCCAAGUUCAAUAUUAAGAAUAUUCGUCGUUGUUGACUUCGCCGGAAAAGGAAUUGAGAUCUAUAUGGAUGAUAAGUUCUAGUUUGCUUUGUGCAUACAAAGGAUAUUAAAACUAACGUGUACCAAGAAAUGGACAUGUGUGUGAUGGAGAAGAUGAACUGCACGAUGAGUGUUAUAUAGCACAUACUAUUGUUUGCUAUGACACAAACCAUUGGAUAUAGAUCCCCAAAGGUAUCUUACUACAUUCUUUUCAAGUUGGAUACAAUUUUGUUGUCUGCACCAUACAUUAGAACAUAACUUGACCGAAUCAAAUAGCAUAAUAGUGUAUUAUUUUAAAGGGUCGGCUUAGUGUGCACAAGGGAUAUUAAAACCACCACCAAGGUGAUGAUAACUAAGAAAUGUUGAUGUUGUGGAAUGUGUUGAAGGAAUGUUUAUCAAGAAAUGGACAUGUGCAGUAUGCAAAAAAUUAACUGCAUAGGCCUUGUCGCGUACCUAGUACUGUAAAUUGGUCGGUCGGGCCAAAGUACAAAAAAAUGUUUUUGUGGAACACAAGGAAAUGGCACUUCACGGUGUGCAUUAUGCUGCAAUUAUGAUAGACCGCAGAUUCCUAAGUAAUACUCAAAAGAAACAAGCAUAUGACUGUGUGGCUGAAGAAGUUGAUGGAAACUUUGCUUCUUUCAUAAUGGCAGUAACAGCAAAGGCUCAGCCGUUUCCUAUUUUUAUGUUUGCUGAAUCUUUUAAGAAUACCGCUCUCUGCUAUGGUGGAAAUUAAUUCCAUGAAAAACAUAAAUGUGAAACGAGAGCCAAGUUCAAUAUUAAGAAUAUUCGUCGUUGUUGACUUCGCCGGAAAAAGAAUUGAGAUCUAUAUGGAUGCUAAGUUCUAGUUUGCUUGGUGUGUAAUUAAAGUUCAGGAUUUGACUCUUCUCAUUUUUUUGUGACAAGUAAUUACAUGUAUGAAGUGCCGCUCUUAAAAUACAUUUCUUACGAUUUUGAGUACCUAAUACUUAAACCAGUAGUGGCUUACAAAAUGUACCUGUAUUUCAAAUUUAUAUGCCCUUUUCAACACACUAAAUAGUUUAUACCCACCAAUUUGGAUGUAAACGAGUAAAUACUAGUAGUUUCUUCUAGCUUGUACUUUGCACGUAGUGGAGGACCAACAAUUCGAGGAUAUUUGGUAUCAAGAAAGUAAAGUGGUUGAAUUUAUGAAGUUUCCCAUAAAUAUAGGGUUACUCAACCUAACACAAGCCGACGAAAUCGCAGCUGCAUGCUGUACGAUACAUACCGUACAUUUUGAUAUGUAGGUAGAGUAACAAAAUGCUCAAGUUAGUUUAACGGUAAUCUUUGGUACAUAUGGAAGUGGAAAUAUAGUCUUAAUUUAAAAAUUAUGUUGGCGUUUCCUUUAAAGACCUGCGCCUAACAAAUCUCCUAUAGGACGCUGACUGUACAGUCAUGCAAUGCAGUGGGAAUUCACCAACUAGCUCGGUGAAUCAUAUUAUGAGACACAUGAUUAGUAAAGAAAUGAACUUGCAUCAAAGGCAUAGACGUCAGUCUUCGCCAGAGGAGCAACACUUUUUGGCAUAUGCAUAAAAGACUGCGGACAUAAAAGUACCGUGUGAGGACAGCGUGGACUUGUCCUAAAUCGAAUUCUGGAUUGCAAUUACAGAAAAUGGGAAAAUUUUGGUAAAUUUACUAAUAAAUUCAUUCUUAAAUAUUAGCAGACUAUUAGCCAGAGCCAGACCGCUAAACUGACUUUUUUUUUCAUGUUUAGCAUUUAAGCUUUGUCACCCCGUAACUAAUGCAGACUAUCACAAAGCGCAAGCUUACGACCUAACUAUAUUUGACGUAAAAUAAAUGCUAAGUAGAUCCCUGGCAUCAACCGAGACUGACUGACUUCUGUUGUGAUUUUCAAUGAUGCUCACGAGUUCCGUUCCGACUUGCUAAUUAACAGGAAUUUGUUAUUUAUAUUUUCAGGUAACAUAUAUAUCUCAGCCUUGUAGGUGGAAACAAGAUGACAGUUAUCAUAAGAAGAAUUUUAGAGAAGCUAUUUACUAAAAAUUUAGCAGUUCUGUGUAACUGGACGGGAAAGUUGUGUCACGAACUUAGAACCUCGUCAUAUUGAAACUUUUUUUUAUAAUAACAUGUCAAUGUCAUAAAUGAUUCAUUAUAAUUUAAUUUCGCAUCGUACUACUUAAAGUGCUCAACAUUUUAAUGGGCCGAUUGGCCCAACAUGGGAUGGCUUACGUUGACCCUACCGUUGGACCAACUAUUUUUAGGGGUGACAUUCCUCACGGUUGGCCAACCAAAUGGUAGACGGAGGCCUAACAAUCAGCCAACCCAAAAUGCUUUUAGGGUGAAUUACAGACAUAAGCGGUGGCCUCCUCUUUGACAAAAUUUUGGACAUAUCUACUAGAGAUACCAUUUACCACAUUACAAACAACAACAACAUUAUUAUUUUUUACAUUUUUUAAUUUAGUAACCGAUUGCAAUUCGUUACGGGCGGCGU
This is a messenger RNA of Cydia fagiglandana, 4515 nucleotides long. Its product is annotated as transcription factor Adf-1-like. The transcript is spliced from 3 exons. Lineage: Eukaryota; Metazoa; Arthropoda; Insecta; Lepidoptera; Tortricidae. The coding region runs from base 320 to 1171 and encodes 283 amino acids. The record is from RefSeq and is a predicted model, not a curated record.